Molecule: messenger RNA, 2966 nt
Organism: Sesamum indicum (sesame)
Lineage: Eukaryota; Viridiplantae; Streptophyta; Magnoliopsida; Lamiales; Pedaliaceae
Biological process (GO): regulation of DNA-templated transcription
Molecular function (GO): DNA binding
Source: RefSeq, a predicted model, not a curated record
UUAUGAAUUUCUUCUUGUUUAUUCGUUGAAGCCAAACGGCAAUUAUCACCUCAGCAGCAAUCAUUGUCCCUACACUUCUCUUCUCUUCCUUCCAGCUAGCUCUGCUCCUCUCUCCGCUCCUACCCCACCACUCAACUCAACUCCCUCUUGGAAUCUUUGCCGGAAACUUCCACCGGAAUCUCUCCUCUUUCAAAUGGGUUUUUCUUGAAAAUUACAGAUUACGAGAAGGCUAUUCAUGGAUAUGAGCAACUUUAGGCCUGAACUCCAUGUUGCGCAGCAAAGCCGUCGAGAUAAGUUGAGAAUUCAGCAUGAUUCGAACCCACCCCAUUAUCAAGUUUAUCCUAACAAUUUGCAGCAACUUCCUCCCCAUGAUGCUCUAAAUUAUGAAUCCAACAACCUUCGAAACUGUCGACCUGGGAAUAUAUGCUAUGACUCUUCAGACUUUUGCUCAGAAAUGCCUAAUUUUUCCAUGAAUUCUCAAGGUAUGUUAGCACAAAAGGAUGCCGUGAUGGUUCAUCAAGAACCCGAUAAACGGGUCGGUGAAACUUUCUUUGGGAGUUUAUCUAGAACAAUCCCAAACACCUUCAAUCCUUCAGCCACAAUUAGUAGUGACCCACAAUACUUUACCACAUGGAAAAGCAUUGGCUCACAAUCGAGCAGCGAUUGGGUGGCUAAUCAAACCCCAAUAUUUGUCGGCGAGGGCCUGUCUGGAUCUUCAUUGAGAAUCAUCAAUAGUUGUACUCCUAUUUCCACAUUUGAGGUCAAACCUUAUCUAGGAUAUCAAGAAUUACAUCCACCUUUGAAUAAUCCAGCUACUGAGGUUUCUAAUCCGAGCAGCCAGAACAAGCACUAUGGGGAUAUGCAUUGCAGUUCUUCGCUUUACCAAAAUGCGUUUCAAGAACUUGUUGCCGCUCCAAAUGAUCGCUCUUCUGGCGUAGAAUUGAGGCAAAAAGGUUCUGAGGAAACUAGCCAUGGGCCUUGGGUGGUUGGUGGGGGUGAACUUCUACUUCUUCCAGCUUAUGCUGAUCAAUUGCGCCUUAAGAGUGUUUCGCAAUCAGUAAAUAGGCCGGCCGACGGGUGCAAUCAGUGGAGUGGAGAAUUGGAUUAUGCAGCUGCUAAAAAUGCAGACAAUUCCAACAAUCAGACCCUUUCAUUGUCCCUUUCCUCCGUUCCGUCUCCCAAAGUGCAUGCAACUCAUAUUGCUGAUAGAGAUAUCGCCAUGGAUUUGCACUGUACAGAUGUUUGUGCUGGUGGUAAUGUUCAAGGUUCGAGGACCUUGAAGCCGGAGAACUUGCUUUCCGAUCCAAAUUUGUUGACCGGUGGUAAAGUUUUAGGAAAUGUCCGUGCCGAUAUGAUGGCAAUUCCGGCUUUGACUCAUAGAAAUCCUGGCCCCCUCGGUCCAUUCACCGGCUAUGCUACAAUUCUCAGAAGUUCAAAGUAUUUGAGGCCGGCCCAGCAAUUAUUGGAUGAGCUCUGCAUUGUUGCCCGGCCUAAGCACAUUGAAAUAUGCGAGGGGCCCCAUAAGAUCUUAGAGGAGGUUAGGGUUUCAAGUGAUGCUGUUAGUAAUGCUGAAGUACCAGCCGUUACAGGUGAUUCCAGUGGUUCAUCAUUCGUGUUCAAUGCUUCGAAUGAUAAGGGCCGAGAGCCAGAGGGUGCGAGCUGCUCGACAGAUUCUUAUCGGCCCGAAAAUCUUCAGAAGAAGGCAAAACUUAUGUAUAUGCUGGAUGAGGUCUGCAAAAGGUAUAAACAGUAUCAGCAGCAGAUGCAAAUGGUGGUUUCAUCCUUUGAGUCAGUGGCAGGUCUUAGUGCCGCCACUCCUUAUGUUUCUCUAGCUCUAAAGAUGGUCUCCAAGCAUUUCCGAUGUCUAAAAUCUGCAAUAGCCGACUCACUCAAGGGCAUAAUAAAUGCCUUGGGAGAGGACUUGUCGUCCCCCACUGCCGGCACAAGCACGAGCAAGAGCGACGCUGGUGUUUCGAUGCUGAAGUUCUUUGACCAAAGCUUUCAAAGGCAGAAAGGAGCAGCUGGUCUAGGCAUACUUGAAGGCCAACAUAUCUGGAGGCCCCAGAGAGGCCUACCGGAACGUGCUGUCUCUAUUCUGCGGGCAUGGCUUUUUGACCAUUUUCUUCACCCGUACCCCACAGACACCGACAAGCAUAUGCUCGCCGCACAAACUGGCUUAACCAGAAAUCAGGUAUCAAACUGGUUCAUCAACGCUCGAGUCCGUCUAUGGAAACCUAUGGUUGAAGAGAUACACAUGCUGGAGACCAAAGGACUAGCGGCCGAAACAGGAUCUGAUGCUGGAAAAACCAAUGGGAUGAAAGUCGCAAUUGAAGGUUGUGAUCAAGCGAACAAGCAGCAAGUGGAAUGCUCAAGCAUUAGUCCGUCGGGACGUGAAAUCGACCGGUUGAACGCAAACACAUGGAAUCAAGAAAAGCGUUCAAGAAUCGAGUAUCACGUUCCAUCAAGUGUCGACGGUUCGUUGAUGGGCUUGGUGCCGUCUCACCGGAGUGGGGUUGAGUUUGGAGGGCUUGGGGCCGUAUCACUGACUUUGGGCCUCAGGCAAAGUGCGGAGAAUGCGCAACGGCCAUCUUUGCAGCAAGAGCAUCACUUGAGGCCACAUUUCGGAGGUCACAUAAUUCGAGAUUUUGUUGGCUGAUUGAUGUUAUAGCUUGUUAGUUGCAAUCGGGGAGGUAUUGGUGGGAUUAAGAUAGAAAUAAAGAGGUGAGAAGAAGGCUGCUUCUUGCUAUCAUGCUACAAACCUUAGGAAACUCAAAAAGCUUCGAAAAUGAGGUGCAAGUUACUAGAGCAAUUUUUGCUGGAUGUUAAAUGGAGAAAACCUGUAUAUUUUAAGGUUAAGGGUCUGAAUCAAGUUGCAAUAUUUGUAAAAUUGUGGUUGGUAUUAACCAUUUCUUGCGGCUAAUAUAUGUCGGAAUUUGUGAUAUUCUACCUAUUCUGUUGUCGAUUUA